AUGGUAUUAAGGCCAGAUGAUGGUAUCAAAAGCGCUGAUGCGUGUAUUGUCCUCAAGAACGGAAUUCUAGAAAUGGGGGAUGAGAAAGAUUACACAAUCAGCUUCAACGCCAUGCAAGAAAGUGGAACAAUGGGUAUGCAUUUCAACCAUUCUCUGUGGUCUAUUUGUGAGGGCAUAAAUAUUUUCCACAACCCCGAUGAACGGCAUGGUCUUAGUGCUUUGGGGAAACACUGGUUGGGGGGACUAAUGAAACAUGCCAAGGCACUGACUGCCCUUUGGUGCCCAACUGCCAACUGUUACAAUCGCCUGCACGAACAGGAUCGUCCUGGGCUUAUCUACUGGAGCACUGAAAUAGGCGCUGCUUGCGUUAAAGUCAAGACUUCGGAAACAGGUACCUAUCUGGAAAAUCGUAUUCCAAGUUCGAUUAGCAACCCCUACAUCACUCUGGCGGCCACCAUUGCUGCAGGUCUUGAUGGGAUUGAUAAGAAACUGGAAUGUCCACCCGUGGAUCAACGAUCCUCUGACGCUCUCCCUAGCACUCUGUCACAGGCUUUAUAUGAACUUCAGAUAGAUACGGACAUGGUAAACAACCUGGGGAAAGAAUUUGUUGAAUGGUUUGUGUGUACCAUGACAGACAUUGAAUCGCAGGUGUGA
This is a messenger RNA of Haliotis rubra (blacklip abalone), 654 nucleotides long. RefSeq names its product lengsin-like. Gene Ontology annotation, cellular component: membrane; cytoplasm. Gene Ontology annotation, molecular function: glutamine synthetase activity. The transcript has a single exon. The record is from RefSeq and is a predicted model, not a curated record. Bases 1 to 654 code for a protein of 217 amino acids. NCBI's taxonomy places the organism in Eukaryota, Metazoa, Mollusca, Gastropoda, Lepetellida, Haliotidae.